Penicillium oxalicum is the source of this 1947-nucleotide messenger RNA. RefSeq names its product glutamine--tRNA ligase. Lineage: Eukaryota; Fungi; Ascomycota; Eurotiomycetes; Eurotiales; Aspergillaceae. Gene Ontology annotation, cellular component: cytoplasm; cytosol. Gene Ontology annotation, molecular function: ATP binding; glutamine-tRNA ligase activity. The transcript has a single exon. Gene Ontology annotation, biological process: translation; glutaminyl-tRNA aminoacylation. The coding region runs from base 1 to 1947 and encodes 648 amino acids. The record is from RefSeq and is a predicted model, not a curated record.
AUGGAUCCUGCAAAGCCAGUCGAGCUGCCCGAACGGCCCAAGGAGGCCGAGCCCCAGGCCGAGCCGAAACAAUCCAAGGCCGCCGCAAAGAAGGAAGCUAAAAAGGCCGCCAAAAAGGCCCUGCAGCAGGAGAACAGCUCUCGGCCCAAGGAGGCUAAGCCCAAGCCCGCUAAAGCUCCCAAGGCGGCUGCGGAGCCCCGCGACCCCGAUCAGAUGUUCAAGGUCGGCUUUUUGCACGAUGUUUACAACGAGCGACCCAUCUCGGAGACACACCCUAAGAUUCGCACGCGUUUCCCUCCCGAGCCGAACGGGUUCUUGCACAUCGGACACAGCAAGGCUAUUGCGAUCAACUUUGGGUUCGCGCGGUACCAUGGCGGCGAAUGUAUCUUGCGUUUCGACGAUACCAAUCCCGAGGGGGAGGAGGAGCGAUAUUACAAUGCGAUUCGGGAUAUCGUUCACUGGUUGGGUUUCACGCCGGUGCGGGAGACUUGCGCCAGUGACAACUUUGACAAGCUCUACGAGUACGCCGAGGAUUUGAUCAAGCGCGAUGGAGCGUACAUGUGCUACUGCUCCAAGGCGGAGAUCAAGGCUGGACGUGGUGAGAGUGAGAGCGGACAGCGCGGUGGGGAGCGCUUUGCUUGCGCGCACCGGGACCAGCCCGUGGAGAAGUCGCUGGAGGAGUUCCGGGCGAUGCGCGAUGGCAAGUACAAGGCGGGCGAGGCCUGUCUGCGAAUGAAGCAGGCUCUCCUGGAAGAUCCCAGGGCGCAGAUGUGGGAUUUGGUGGCCUGGCGAAUUACCGAGAGCGAAGAGAAGGCUCAGCAUCACCGCAGUGGGGGCACAUGGAAGAUUUACCCGACUUAUGACUUUGCGCACUGCCUGUGUGAUAGCAUUGAGGGGAUCACGCAUUCGCUCUGCACGACGGAAUUUGAACUGUCUCGCGUCUCGUAUGACUGGCUCAACGAGAAGCUGGACGUCUAUCGCCCGAUGCAGCGCGAGUACGGCCGAUUGAAUAUCACCGGUACCGUUCUCUCCAAGCGUAAGAUUAUCAAGCUGGUCAAGGACGGUCAUGUCCGCGACUGGGAUGAUCCGCGCCUGUACACUUUGAUCGCUCUGCGGCGCCGUGGCAUCCCUCCCGGGGCGAUUCUCUCUUUCGUCAACGAGCUGGGUGUUACCAAGGCUGUGACGAAUGUCCAGAUGCACCGAUUCGAUCAGAGCGUGCGCGUCUUCCUUGAGACCACUGUUCCUCGUCUCAUGGUCGUCACCGAACCCCUGAAGGUUGUCAUCGACGAUCUGCCCGAUGACUACGAGGAGCUCGUCGAGGUGCCCUUCGGCAAGGACGCCUCCUUCGGCACGCAUACCGUCCCCUUCACCAAGACCGUUUACAUUGAGCGUUCCGAUUUCCGCGAGGUUGAUUCCCCUGAUUACUUCCGUCUCGCUCCCGGCAAGACCGUCGGUCUCCUCAAGGUCCCCUAUCCUAUUACUGCUACUUCCUUCGAGAAGGACCCCACCACCGGCGUCGUCACCGUUGUGCACGCCAAAUACGACAAGCCCGCUGAAGGCGAGCCCGCACCCCGCCCCAAGACCUUCAUCCACUGGGUCGGCGAAUCUGCCAAGCACAACAGCCCUAUUCGCGCCGAGAUCCGUGCCUUUAACUCUCUGUUCAAAUCCGAGGAUCCCUCUGCGCACCCCGAUGGCUUCCUCGCGGAUAUUAACCCCGACUCAGAGGAGAUCUACAAGGAUGCGAUGAUCGAGACUGGAUUUAAUGAGAUUCGCCGUACAGCACCGUGGCCCAAGGCUGCAGGUGAGACAGACGUCGAGUCGAAUUUGCACUGUAUCCGGUUCCAGGGCAUGCGUAUCGCUUACUUUGCUGUCGAUCGCGAAACAACGGCUGAUAAGAUUAUUUUGAACCGCAUUGUGACUCUGAAGGAUACUCAGGGUAAGAACUGA